AUGAUGGGAGGGAAACAAGAGGAGAGAUCAGGUUCUAAUGGGACAGAGAAGGUUCUUGUUGCUGUGAAAGCAUCUAGAGAGAUUUCAAAGACAGCAUUGGUUUGGGCUUUGACUCAUAUUGUUCAUCCUGGAGAUUGCAUUACUCUCAUUGUUGUUGUCACUUCUCACAAUGCUGGUCGAAAGCUAUGGACAUUCCCAAGGUUUGCUGGAGAUUGUGCAAGUCGUCAUCGGAAACCUCAUUCUGAUGCAAUUCCUGAGAUAAAGAGUGAUCUCACUGAUACUUGUUCUCAAAUGAUUCUCCAGCUUCAUGAUGUCUAUGAUCCAAACAAGGUUAAUGUCAGGAUCAAGAUUGUCUCUGGAACACCAUGUGGAGCUGUUGCGUCUGAGGCAAUGAAACUGCAAGCAAAUUGGGUGGUUCUUGAUAAACAUCUUAAGCAAGAAGAGAAAAUGUGCCUUGAUGAGCUACAAUGUAACAUUGUGGCGAUAAAGCAGCGUUCUCAGGCAAAAGUUUUGCGCUUGAACUUGGUCGGCUCACCAACAAAAGAUGAAGUGAAAGAGUGUGCUUUACCAAAUAAAGCAGAAUCAGCAUCUGAAAAGUACAAAAACAGGUCGUUAGAUUCAGUUAGAGCAGUGGUUACAACAACUCCUAUGAGCAGCCCUGAGGUUGGGACAACAUUCACAGGUACUACUUCAUCUGUGUCUAGCUCUGAUAUUGGAACAUCAUCGCCUUUUUCCACAGUUGAAGUAAAAAAGGAUGAAACUUUGGUACUCGAAGAGAAUGAAGAAUCAGAUUCUGAUUCAGAGAGCGAAGAUCUGUCAUCACUACCCUCCACGAGUAGAAGGAGUGAUUUGGAUGAGUUCAGUGGAAGCUUAAGAGAAGCAAUUUCGCUAUCAAGAAAUGCUCCUCCUGUUCCACCUCCUCUCUGUUCUAUCUGUCAGCACAAAGCGCCUAAAUUUGGAAAACCGCCGAGGCUUUUCUCCUACAAAGAGCUAGAGGUUGCAACAAACGGGUUUUCAGAGUGUAAUUUCUUGGCAGAAGGAGGAUUCGGAUCUGUUCAUAGAGGUGUGUUACCUGAAGGACAGAUUGUCGCAGUGAAGCAACACAAAGUAGCAAGUAGUCAAGGAGAUGUAGAGUUUUGCUCUGAAGUAGAAGUUUUGAGCUGUGCUCAGCAUAGAAACGUUGUUAUGUUAAUCGGUUUCUGCAUCGAAGGAAGUAGAAGACUCUUGGUCUAUGAAUACAUAUGCAAUGGAUCAUUAGACUCUCAUCUUUACGGUCGACAAAAGGGUACUUUGGGAUGGACUGCAAGGCAGAAAAUAGCGGUUGGAGCGGCUAGAGGUCUUAGAUAUCUUCAUGAAGAGUGUAGAGUGGGUUGCAUUGUUCACAGAGACAUGCGGCCUAACAAUAUACUAAUCACUCAUGAUUAUGAACCACUGGUUGGAGAUUUUGGUUUAGCUCGGUGGCAGCCUGAUGGAGAGCUCGGUGUAGACACACGUGUAAUAGGAACUUUCGGGUAUUUAGCUCCAGAGUAUACUCAAAGUGGACAAAUCACAGAGAAAGCUGAUGUUUACUCGUUUGGGGUUGUGUUAAUCGAGCUAAUCACGGGUCGUAAAGCCAUGGAUAUCUACAGGCCAAAGGGACAACAAUGUUUGACUGAAUGGGCACGAUCUUUAUUAGAAGAGUAUGCGGUGGAAGAAUUGAUUGAUCCGAGGCUAGAGAAGCGAUAUUCAGAAACAGAAAUCAUCUGUAUGAUUCAUACAGCUUCAUUGUGUAUACGUAGAGAUCCACAUUUGCGUCCUCGUAUGUCUCAGGUGUUGCGUUUAUUGGAAGGAGAUAUGGCAAUUAAUGACACUUCUGGAAGAUUAUCGAUUGAGAGAGAUCGAAGAUCACAACUAAUGAUGAAGUAG
Molecule: messenger RNA, 1905 nt
Organism: Microthlaspi erraticum
Lineage: Eukaryota; Viridiplantae; Streptophyta; Magnoliopsida; Brassicales; Brassicaceae
Source: the annotation of a GenBank genome assembly